CGGGGAGGGCGCGAGGCGCUCGGCUUCCCGUGUUCCUCUCCCCGCCCCCGCCCCGUGGGCGCGAGAGGAGGCGGGGGGCUCCUUGUGCACCAGAGACGCAGCUGCCUUGUUCGCCCGGUGGGGUGUGGGUCCUCCGAGCGGUGCUGGGAAGGGGGUUCUCUCCGCCCGCGCGCCCAGGACUCUACCCAGGGCGGAGGUCCCGAGUGGGCCGCCCCCCGCAGCGCCCUGGGUUCGCGGGCCCAGAGGCUGGAGACAGCGGGGAGCUAGGGUCCCUCACCCUCCCCUCGCCGCGUGCCUCCGCAGGAGUCGGGCUCCCCGUUCCCCGCGAUGGCCGCGGGCCGCAGUCGUACGGAGCCGCCGCGCGGACCCCGGGGCGCCCCUCCCUAGCGGGGCGCAGCUCCUUCUUGUUCCCCGCCCGGCCAGCGGGAUGGGGGGCGGCGGGUCGGCCCUGAGGGUCUGCGCCGACCACCGCGGGGGCAUCAACUGGCUGAGCCUGAGCCCCGACGGGCAGCGCCUGCUGACGGGCAGCGAGGACGGCACGGCCCGGCUCUGGAGCACCGCGGACGGCCAGUGCUGCGCGCUCCUGCAAGGACACGAAAGCUAUGUGACCUUCUGCCAGCUGGAGGAUGAGGCCGCCUUCACAUGCAGCGCCGACUGCACCAUCAGGAGGUGGGACGUGCUGACCGGGCAGUGUCUGCAGGUGUACCGAGGACACACGUCCAUUGUGAACAGGAUCCUGGUUGCCAACAACCAGCUCUUCAGCAGCUCCUACGACCGGACAGCUCGGGUCUGGAGUGUGGAUAAGGGGCAGAUGUCCCAGGAGUUCCGGGGCCACCGCAACUGCGUGCUGACUCUAGCCUACUCUGCCCCGUGGGACCUCCCCAGCACUCCCUGCGUGGAGGAGGCCGCGGCCGGGGGGCUCCUGGUGACCGGCAGCACAGAUGGCACUGCCAAGGUGUGGCAGGUGGCCAGCGGCUGCUGCCACCAGACGCUGCGGGGCCACACGGGCGCAGUGCUGUGCCUAGUGCUAGACACGCCCAGUCACACGGCCUUCACAGGCAGCACCGACGCCACCAUCCGUGCCUGGGACAUCCUGAGUGGGGAGCAGCUGCGGGUGUUCCGGGAGCACCAGGGCUCCGUCAUCUGUCUGGAGAGGGAGAGGUCUGGGGGGCUUCAGAGCUGCCCCAGCUGCCGACCUUCCCUGCUCCUCCUCGCAGCUGGUGAACCGACUCGUGUACUCUGGCAGCGCGGACAGGACCGUCAAGUGCUGGCUGGCAGACACAGGGGAGUGUGUGCGCACGUUCACGGCCCACAGACGCAACGUGAGCGCCCUCAAGUACCACGCGGGCACCUGUAGAAGAAUUUCAGAGGCUGGUGGUCUCGGCUGGAAUGGGUGGCUCCACAAAGUCAUCAGGCACACAGCUUUCUUCUGUCACUCUUCUUCGUCAUCCUUAGCACAGACCUUCUAUCUUUAAAGAAGCCUCAUGAUUCAAGAUAGCUGCUACAGUGCCAGCCGUCGUGUCAUAUUUUAGGCAGGCAGAGAGAGAGGAUGAAGGGCGAAAGGACGCGUCUUCUAGCUGAGUUGGUCCUUUAAUCUCUUUUCUGGAAGCUUCAUCCAAGGGCUUCUACAUACGUCUCUGUGGCCAUUCUGUCUGCAAGAGAUAGUGAAUCAUAAAGUCUCUUAUCUGAGGAAUUUACUGCCCAGAUGGAAUCAGGGUUAUUUUGGAAAGAAAGAAGGGCAGAAUGGCUUGUUGGGCAGGCAACGAGCUGUCUGUGCUGCAGGUCUCAAAUUGUCACACACCCAGGCCGUUUGGCUCUGCCUCUGGGAGGGAGGAGACGGGGUGAGAGAAGAGUCACAGUGGAAUAUUCAAGUUGACCUCACAGCAAAGAUGUUGGAUGAAGAUAGAAUGUAGAUAUCUGAAAAUAGAUCCUGACAUGCCCUCAGGAUUCAGGUGUCUGACACGGAAAAAUUAUUUUUCGUUUGUUCCUGUGUCCAGGCCUGGAAGUGUGGUUAUGGCUCUGUUCCCAAGUCUGGGUCCUCUGAACACGAGGAAGGUUCUACUCUCAAAGGCUCUGGCCGGCGGCUGCCUAGAACACCUCCCCAUGCAGCCGGGGCAUGGAGCCCGCAGGGAAAGCGAAGCCUGCAGCCCACUGUUGCUCAGCUUGGUUCUUGGUCUUGGCCAUCAAGGCUAUGGGAUGAUCAGACUUUGUUUUUGAUCCUCUUCCCACCCACGGGGAGCUCAGCAGCCACACUGGGUUUUCCAGGCCAUGUCCAUUUGUCUGAGUUUGUGGGGGGAAGGCAGAAAGGGGCUGAAAAGAGACCCAGAAAUGAAACUUCCCCUCUGGGACCAUUUACUCUGUAGUUUUAACAAAAAGGCUGGAAUAGGCUGGGCACCGUGGCUCAUGCCUGUAAUCCCAGCUUUGGGAAGCCAAAGCGGGAGGAUCUCUUGAGCUCAGUAGUUCAAGACCAGCCUGAGCAACAGAGCAAGACCCUGUCUCUACAAACUUUUUUUUUUUUUUUUUUUUUUGAGACAGAGUCUUGCUCUGUGGCCCAGGCUGGAGUACAAUGGCGCAGUCUAGGCUCACUGCAAGCUCCACUUCCCAGAUUCAAGCGAUUCUCCUGCCUUGGCCUCCUGAGUAGCUGGGACUACAGGUGUGUGCCACCACACUCGGCUAAUUUUUGUAUUUUUAGUAGAGAUAGGGUUUCACCAUGUUGGCCAGGCUGGUCUCAAACCCCUGAUUUCAUGAUCUGCUCUGCCAGCUUCAGCUUCCCAAAGUGCUGAGAUUACAGGUGUGAGCCACUGCGCCCAGCGCCCCUCAGUUUUUUUUAAAUUAGCUGGGAGUAGUGGUGCAUGCUUGUGGUCCCAGCUGCUCAGGAGGCUGAAGCGGGAAGAUCGUUUGAGCCCAGGAGUUCAAGGUUAACAGUGAGCUAUGAUGGUACCACUACACUCCAGCCUGGGCAACAGAGUGAGACCCUGUCUCCCUGUCUCAAAAAGAAAAAGAAAAAAAAGCCUGGGGAACAAGUACCCACAGAGCACCCUCAGAUAGAUAGGUAGCCCAGCACUCUUACCCCAGGUGGUCCUACCCCUUUUCCCCAAGGUCCCCGGCAGGCUUGCGCCAUAGCUGCCCACCGUAGUUACCUGCUCAUUGACAGACCCCCCAGGACUUCCUCCCUCCCUUUCCACCUCCCAUUUCCCUGUGAGCGUUUCCUGGGACGCCUGCCAGGUGAACUGUCUGCAUCAAGUCCUAGCAUCAGGGUCGGCUUCAGAGAGCCCAGCCUAGGCCAAGUGAGUUCUUCUAGUCCACAUCCUCAGUGUGGGCUCCUGACUAGCAGCAGCGUCACUUAAAACUGGUUAGAAAUGCAGAUUCUCAGGCCCCGCCUGCUAAAUCAGAUUCUGGGAUGCGGCCCCACGAUCUGUGGCUGAGACCUCCCAGUGAGGGAAGCGGGUUGCAGUUGGAAAACGAUUGGACUAAAUUCUUAGGAAAAACCCCAGGGAGAGGCAGCCCCCUGGGGGAGGAGACAGACUGAGGUCGGAGGCUCGCCCCCGCUAGGGGUCCCGGGAGUGCGUGAUCAUGGACCCCAGAGGGCUGGGCUUUGAUUUGAGUGCCGAUCCAUUAAUGAGGACGGGAGAAUAAGGCUGCCUACGCAGGGGAAGGUGGGGGGGACGCGACUCGAGGACCUGACGAUUAUCCCCAGGCAGGGGCCUCCAAACCAGGCACGGAAACCAACUUCACCAAACCGCGGAGUGGGGACUGGGCCCGGGCGGUGUUCAGCAGGGGCAGGGGCAGGGCCAGCUGGCGCGCAGGCAUCUGCAGGGCGGAGCAGAAUAACCGCGGGGACCCCUGUUUCUCUGGAGGGGUGCUGUCCACUUCCCAUAUGAGCCUCAGGAUACCCCCGUGGGGCGGAGUCUCGGAGACGCCCCAGGUCACGCUCUCGCCGCCCCAUCCCUGCCUGCGGGGGGCCGGGCAGGGAGGGAGGGAAGGAGGGAGGCCCAGCGCGCGCUGUGUGUCCGCAGUGUUCACGGGCAGCGGCGACGCUUGCGCCCGGGCCUUCGACGCGCAGUCUGGAGAGCUGCGGAGGGUGUUCCGGGGCCACACAUUCAUCAUCAACUGCAUCCAGGUAGGUCCCUCUGCCCUUCUUGGGGCCGCCGCUCGU
This is a messenger RNA of Pongo pygmaeus (Bornean orangutan), 4156 nucleotides long. RefSeq names its product WD repeat domain 86 (gene WDR86). Gene Ontology annotation, molecular function: protein binding. The record is from RefSeq and is a predicted model, not a curated record. The coding region runs from base 428 to 1357 and encodes 309 amino acids. NCBI's taxonomy places the organism in Eukaryota, Metazoa, Chordata, Mammalia, Primates, Hominidae. The transcript is spliced from 5 exons.